Molecule: messenger RNA, 1979 nt
Organism: Daucus carota subsp. sativus
Lineage: Eukaryota; Viridiplantae; Streptophyta; Magnoliopsida; Apiales; Apiaceae
Product: proline transporter 1
Exons: 8
Coding region: 655-1854 (399 amino acids)
Biological process (GO): amino acid transmembrane transport
Cellular component (GO): membrane
Molecular function (GO): amino acid transmembrane transporter activity
Source: RefSeq, a predicted model, not a curated record
CAAUAAAAAAGAUAUUUCAACUGCCUCAUAAAACGAAGCAAAUUUAGAGGCAAGAAGAUUCAUUACGACCAAAUCCUCAUAUAUAAGCACAAUUACAUAACCACACUUGCUUCUCAACGUUUAACCGUGAAUCAUCGUAGUGACUUCAACUAGUUGUAGCCUACAGCAGGUGUACUUGUGUCUCUAGGUGGGGUCCACACUUAACAGCCGUCUCUGUCGGAUUCUGCCAUUUCAGUCCUGAAUUCCUUGAUUCGUAUUGAAUGUUGUUAUGUUCAUGCAUAGAGAAGCGUGCCUUCGUGUAACUACCAAAAGUUGACUUCGUUUUCAUUGAUUGCUUUGUUGUGAUUUAUUGCGAUCGUAUUGGUUAUUUGAAUUAGAAAUUAAGGUUGAGAAAAUCGAGGGGCUGGCUUUAACUCAGUAUAUAGAGGAGGAGGAUGGGGGGGAAGAGGCUGUCUCUUUGCUACAGCAACAGGAGGUCCCAAUGGAACAAGGGCCUCAAGAUUCCGGCACCGGGGAUCGGAAUGAUAAUGAUUCCAGUACUAAUUAUGUGAGCAUUGAGAUUCCGGACACGGCCCAUCAGAUUAGUCAAGAGCUCCCUAAAAGAGGUUUAAGUCAGGAAGCUUAUCAAACUGAAUAUCAGCUUCUUGUCAUUGGAUGGGCCCUGGUAUAAGUGCUUAUGUGUUAGGAUACUCUGGUGCGGUCAUGGUUCCUCUUGGUUGGAUUGGUGGGGUUGUUGGUCUAAUUGCAGCCACAGCCAUAUCAUUGUAUGCCAAUGCUCUCAUCGCCAAACUUCAUGAAUACGGGGGAAAGAGACAUAUUAGGUACAGGGACCUUGCAGGAUUUGUAUAUGGUAAAAAAGCUUAUUCACUUACUUGGGCUUUGCAAUAUGUGAAUCUUUUCAUGAUUAAUGUUGGUUAUAUCAUCUUGGCUGGUCAGGCUCUAAAAGCUGUUUACGUCCUCUAUACACAUGACCACAUCAUGAAACUUUCAUACUUCAUUGCAAUAACUGGGUUUGUGUGUGGCUUGUUUGCAAUAUCAAUCCCAAAUCUAUCAGCUCUGAGGUUCUCACUGGGAUUGUCUACAGUUUUCAGCCUGAUAUACAUUGUUGUAGCAAUUGUACUGUCUGUUCGAGAUGGAAUCAGGGCUCCACCAAGGGACUAUAGCAUUCCAGGAACAGACACAAGCAAGAUAUUCACAACAAUAGGUGCAAUGGCAAGUCUUGUAUUUGCUUUCAAUACAGGAAUGCUCCCUGAAAUACAGGCCACUGUGAAACAGCCUGCUGUCAAGAACAUGAUGAAAGGCCUUUAUUUUCAAUUCUCUAUAGGGGUUUUGCCAUUGUAUGCUGUUGCAUUCACUGGUUACUGGGCCUAUGGAUCCAGCGCAUCAUCCUAUUUACUCAAUAAUGUUGGCGGUCCAGUUUGGGUGAAGACUGUAGCUAAUCUCGCAGCAUUUUUGCAAACUGUCAUCGCAUUGCAUAUAUUUGCCAGUCCCAUGUACGAGUAUUUAGAUACAAAAUACGGUAUUAAAGGAAGUGCAUUGGCGGCUCGCAAUUUGUCAUUUCGAAUUGGUGUAAGAGGGGGUUACAUAGCUUUAACCACACUUAUAUCAGCUAUACUGCCAUUUAUCGGAGACUUUAUGAGCCUCACAGGAGCUAUCAGCACAUUCCCUUUGACAUUUAUCCUUGCAAAUCACAUGUAUUUAGUAGCUAAGAGGAAGAAACUAAGUUCUGUAUCAAAGGUUUGGCACUGGGUUAAUGUCAUUCUCUUUAGCUGUUUGGCUGUUGCAGCAGCAGUUUCUGCCGUGAGGCUAAUUGUUGUGGACUCCAAAGCAUACCAUGUGUUUGCUGAUUUAUAGGGAGAUUGAAUUUCUUUAUGAUAUUGCAUCCAUGUAAAAGUACCAAUUCAUUAUUGAACUUGAACCUUCAGCUUUGAGGAGAAAGCUAGCUUUUCAAUAUAAUAGCAGCAAGGUCUUGACAUAAA